Molecule: messenger RNA, 2058 nt
Organism: Caenorhabditis briggsae
Lineage: Eukaryota; Metazoa; Nematoda; Chromadorea; Rhabditida; Rhabditidae
Exons: 9
Coding region: 1-2058 (685 amino acids)
Biological process (GO): regulation of transcription by RNA polymerase II
Cellular component (GO): nucleus
Molecular function (GO): RNA polymerase II transcription regulatory region sequence-specific DNA binding; DNA-binding transcription factor activity, RNA polymerase II-specific
Source: RefSeq, a predicted model, not a curated record
AUGCCUUCUCUCCUGAUUGCUUCUUACCUUUCCCAACUGAUUCUAGUGGGAGAGACAAUGAAGAAGACAGAUACAAUGAGAACGAACGCAAAUCUUGGCAUGUGGAAUGCAGGGCAUGCAGUAGCUGUCAGAAACAGCCAACAUAUGACAAGCCAAAACUCUAGCUAUGGGCACCACCAGGAAGCCUGUUUUGCUACCGUAAAGCGUUCAAGAACAGACGAAGCUACCAUUGUAGUUGCACCCGACCAUAAGGAGUAUAACACCCGCCUCUUGCUUCAAAACACAGAAUUUUCUGCUCCUCGAUCGGUCAUUGGUCCAUCAUUCCCAACUUUUCCUAAUAUUUUACAACCGGAUACAACAGCAACCAUCCCACAAAAUGCAUCAGCACCAAUUAGUGCUCUACAAAUGGCCGAGCAUUUUAUCAAAAUUAUGUCUGCAGCCUGUGGUUUGGAGUAUAACAUUGAGGAGGAAAAUAAGCCUACAAAACCGAAAAGAAAGCGACCAGCGAGAAAAAGGCAUACAGCUCCAACAGAGGAAGAUGCAAAAUCGGCUAUUCUUCCAAUCUGUGACAUUACACCUUUCGCUGACAGUUUCACUCCUACAGCCCAACUUCAAACAGAGAAACCAAAACGAAAGCAAAUAUCGAAAAAAAAAGCUGCAGCGUCUCCAGCUCUAGUGGAAACUCUUCUUCUUUCAUCGGAAGUUUCGAUAGGGCCAUUUUCCCUUGCUCUACUGGAUUAUGGCCCACAAAUCGUUGCUCUAGAAGUCGAGGUUGAAACAUCAGAAGGGUCACCAGAUAAAGCUUAUCUUCCAACGAACCAAACUACUGAUGUUCCGCAUGCCAAUAACCAAAAUGUGGCUUUUGUUGAUAAUCAAGACCAGGCUGACCAAGACAUGAUCCACAACCAUGAUGGUGGCUCAGUCCAAGUCAAUUCUAAUUCAGAGUUCUACGAUGAAGAUUUUGAGAUCGCUCGAAUCAUGGUCGAAUCCCUUCCUUUUGCGGAAGCUUAUAAGCGUCCUAUGAUUCCGACCAGGGAGUCAACUCCAGAAUCCCCUUCACCUGACUCACCAAGAUCUUUUUCGAUAAUCAAACCACCAGCUGGAUCCUCCAUUGAUUCGUCGUCAAAAAACUCAACACCAGAGCCCACCAACUCACCGGAGACAGCACAACCUACAAACUCAACGCAUCUUCCUUUUUUUCGCGAAAGUAAAUCGAGCAGAUUGAUGCCGGCGCCGUGUCAAGUGUGUCGUAAAAAUAUCAAAUAUGCAUCGGACAGAAGAAGACACAUACUCUUUCAUAUGCGCUUGAAACCGACCCGAGAAGAAGAGAAAACAGUCAAACGGAACAUGAAGGAAUAUUUCAUCGAUGAAGUACCAGAAAAGCCAGAAGGUGGUUUCGUUGACGCUCCUGAAGAAGUCGAGGAGCCAGCCGAGCUUCCAGAUUACGUAGAUCAAAAUCGUUGGUAUGCGGAAGAGUUCAUGAAAGAUAACACAGAGGAGAGAGAAGAUGAUGAUAAUACCACGGAGAAAACGUCUUCACCAGAGGUAUCCGAUGAAGAGGCAGAUGUUGAGAAAGAAACAGACAAAGACGUCAGACAUAUGAUCACAAGACAAGGAGAUGCUUGCAAGAUUUGCUCAAGAGAGCUGAGCUUUGUGUCCGACCAGCGACGUCAUGUAUUGUAUCAUUUGGCUAUCAAACCAUGGAAAUGUCCACUAUGCAAAAAGUGCUACACUCGCAGAAAAACUGUGGCCAGUCAUUUUGUCAAAUCUCAUCUUAAUCAAGAAUUUCAACCGGCUGUUUACAAUUUAUCUGAAAAAGAUAAACAAUUAAUUGACCAAAAAUGGAUGGACUACUUUCCAAGUUACCGAAGGCUUUCAAAAUAUCGAUACCACCCUAAGGAUAUGCAUUUCCGUCGAGUUACGUGUCAUGUGUGCAGCAAAGAAAUUACCAACUCAUCCGGUGAUCGAAGAAGACACAUUUUGUCCCAUUUGAGAAUCAGGCCAUCCGAAGCCGACAAGAAACAAAUCGAGCAAAAAAUGAGUAUUUCCCGGGCAUGA